UUUAGCUCUCCGCCGAUUCAAGUCCCUUCUCUCCCACUCUCUCAUAUCUUCCAUUCUCUCUAAAGCUUCUUCUUCUCACCUGUAAGUCCAUCCUCACCUUUAACACAAAUACACAAACACACAUACAUAUAUGCAUGAGUCUCAUAUAUAGAUGUAUAUAGCUUUAUUUCAGCUUUUUGGUCAGUUGUAAUUUUUAACAGUGUAACAAUCCACCAAUAUCUUGACUCCCAAUUUUCCCACCUAGGGUUUAUCAAUGUUUCAAUAUAUAUACAUAUAUAGUUAAAGUAGUUACUUGUGCAUACUGUAGUGCGAGCAAUUGGAGAUGGAUCGAACUUGUAUUUCAGAUUUGUAGUAACUACAGCUUUAGCUAUGCCUUUUUGCUUCAAAAUUUAGCAACAAUCCUUGUUUGAUCUGUUAGCUAUAGACACCAAACUCAAAACUCCAAUGAAGCGCUCUGUCAGGCCGCUUUUCAGCGUAUUGAUUCUCGUUGUAAUGGCGGCGACUCUCAGCUGCCGAGUCGCCAUCCGUCGGCGAUUCGGCCUUGUUCGCCCCGAAAACAGCGGCGUUUUGGCGGUGGCGCCGGUGUUGAAUGCCACGCUGCUGAAAUUUGCCGCUGUUGAUUUGGGGGAAACGCGAGUGAAGCAAGAAAUUGAGCAGUUGUUGGAGGGGAAUUUUGGGAAUCAGGGUCGGAACCGGCCAACCCUGUCGUCGGGAAGGUACAAUCGUCCCGAAAUUCGGCUGAGAUCGUCGAGAGGCUUACCAAUUCAGCUUCGGUUGCCGAAAUUUCACCGGUUAUUGUUGGAUUUUAGGAGGAAUUUGCAUAAUUGGUGGCGGAACAAAGGAUUCCAAUCAGAUAUAAUGUUGGAAUUAGUCAGUCAAGUGAGGGUUCCGAUUGAUCGGCAUAAUGGGUUGGUGCGUUUGGAGAGACGGUAUUUGUCUUGUGCUGUAGUGGGGAAUAGUGGGAUUUUGUUAAAGAGUGACUAUGGUGAGUUGAUUGAUAGCCAUGAAAUAGUAAUUCGAUUGAACAAUGCGAGGACCGGUGGUUUUGAGCGCAAUGUGGGUUCGAAAACAAAUAUUUCCUUUGUUAACAGCAAUAUAUUGCAUUUGUGUGCUCGAAGGGAGGGCUGUUUUUGCCAUCCCUAUGGCAGAACUGUUCCAAUUGUCAUGUAUAUUUGCCAACCUGUCCAUUUCUUGGAUUACACACUAUGUAAUUCUUCUCACAGAGCGCCUUUGCUCAUUACUGAUCUCCGGUUUGAUGUGUUGUGCACUCGGAUUGUGAAGUAUUACUCAUUGAAACGGUUCGUGGAGGUUACGAAGAGGCCUGUGGAAGAAUGGGUAUAUGCCCACGAUGGUUCCCUGUUCCAUUACUCUUCGGGUAUGCAAGCUAUUAUGCUUGCUUUGGGAAUUUGUGAUAAAGUUAGUAUAUUUGGAUUUGGGAAAUCAACUUCAGCUAAGCAUCAUUACCAUACAAAUCAGAAGGCUGAGCUUCAUUUACAUGACUACGAAGCAGAGUAUGAUCUUUAUCGUGAUUUGGUUGAGAGUCCACAGGUAAUACCGUUCAUCUCGGACAAGUUCAAGCUUCCUCGUGUGGUAUACUAUCAAUGACACUUCACACAUUGGGAAUUUUAGCUUCUGUGAAAUAUUGUUGAUUGCUUUGUCUGGUUCAAAUUUGUCUGUUCAUGUUGUAAACGUAGUUUCUCAUGAGAUGAAGAAAUUGAGAAACACUGUCAAAGAAUUCUGUUCCAUUUUCAGACCCUGUACUAGAAAAUGUAGUUUGGGGUGUUACUUAGUAAAAUUGAAAUAGAAGAGACUAUUCUUGCA
This is a messenger RNA of Camellia sinensis, 1821 nucleotides long. Its product is annotated as Glycosyltransferase family 29 (sialyltransferase) family protein. Gene Ontology annotation, molecular function: sialyltransferase activity. The record is from RefSeq and is a predicted model, not a curated record. NCBI's taxonomy places the organism in Eukaryota, Viridiplantae, Streptophyta, Magnoliopsida, Ericales, Theaceae.